CUCUUUUGAAAUGGGUUGAACCUGGUGAUUAUGACAGACCCAGAUAAUAGUCUGACCGCCAUAGAUUGGCUUCCCAACCUCAGUAUAAGUAUGUUAACGGCCUCUAUUGAAAGUGAUUUUCCUUUCGAAAUGGACUUUUGGGAUUCAGUGAGUGUGGAUGAAAAUAAAACUGAAUCUGAUUGUGGGUCUACGCCCUACCAACCAGAUAGUAAACCACCUUAUAGCUAUGCAAGCCUAAUUACGUGUGCUAUACAAAGUACAUCUGAAAAGAAAAUGACACUGAGCGAAAUUUAUCAGUGGAUUUGUGAUAACUUUCCUUAUUAUUGUGAGGCUGGGAGUGGUUGGAAAAAUUCUAUCCGUCAUAAUUUGUCACUCAACAAGUCUUUCAUCAAGAUCCCUCGAUCCAGAGAUGAACCUGGAAAAGGGUCUUACUGGUGUCUGUCUAAUCAGUGUGAUGACCAGGAAUCCAUGCCUUCAGCACCCAAAAGACAGGCUGUCUGUCCUGAUCAAAGUUUGCCUUGUCUAUUACAAAUACAGAUGGUGUCAUCAGCUCAGAAUAACACUGCCAAUGAUAAUGAUAAGCAUAUUGACAAUUUUCAGUACACAAGUGACAGUCCGAACUUUGAAGUCCAGACUAUCGUGAACAAUAAGGCUAACCUGUCAAUUCAAAAGACUCGACGAAACAAUCGAAUGCGCCAAAUGAAUCCAGUGUAUUCUGAGUACAAUUUGGAGCAUAGACUAAUGAAUGAUAAUGGUAAUAUGACUACUUCUUCAACUACUCAUAAUAUUCCACAUAAUUUGAGUAAUACUAUGUCUGUUAACAUCCAUACAAAUGUCAGCCCCAUAAAUGCAAUGUCUACUCUGUGUAACAGACCGAAUGUUGCUUUUAAGCACGCCAGUAAUAAUCGUAGUAUAAUGUUGCAUACCAGCCAAACCAAUGCCUUAAGUCAGUCAAAUGAUUACGUAAUAGCCUGUAAUCCUCAUGUUAAUACAUUUUCAGUUGGUUCCAAUGCAUUGACCUUGUCCAGUACAGGUUUAUUCCCAGACCAUGGUAGUAUUGUUACUACCACUUCGACUGCUACUACUACUACUGCUACUGCUACUACUACUACUGCUACUACUACUACUACUGCUACUGCUACUACUACUACUACUACUGCUACUACUACUACUACUACUACUACUACUACUACUACUACUUCUGCUACUAAUAACAAUAGUGUCGAUGAUGAAAAUGCAGGUGAUAACAAUUGUCAAAAAGUUUCUGCCAUAUGCAGUGUUGGCAAUACUCUUGCACCUUCCUCUUCCUCCUCUACCGGUAUUGUUACCGAUGGAGACGGUGAGUAUGUCGGUUUAUCAAAUAAUACAGUGAAGAAAGUCAAUCAGCAAACUAAAGCUACAUACUAUCCAUCCAGUAAUCAAUUUAGCCUACAGAAGCCAACUAACAACUUAUCACUACUUCAACGAUCCCAUAGAAAACAGCAUAUUCCGGAACUCUCUAAAGAAUUGUUGCUUGAAUCAUUUGAUGUAUCAGUAACAAAUGGAUUGAGUACAACCGAUAGACAAUUAACUACUAAUACUCAUGCAAUCUUCAGUGACAAUGAUAAUCUUGAGAGAACCAAAAAUAAAACUAGCUCAAGUGAAAUGAUCACUUUUGUCAAUGAGAAUGAUCAUUGUGUUAGAUCACUGUUUUCUUCAAAAUCAUCAUUGUCUUCAUCAUCAUCAUCAUCUUCGUCAUCAACUAUUGUUGACUUUUAUAUGAUUCAGUCAGAUCAUUCAUCUAAUCUGCCACAAGAUAAUAAAGUGAUGACAGCACAGGUAGCUGAGGAAGAAGAUGAAUACGUAGAACAAGAAGAAGAUGAAGAAGAACAGUGUGAAAAUCAAUCAUUGAGAUCAAGUUUUUCCACGGGUGAAUUGGACUUAAGCGCAUCAUUUCGAUACUUAUAUCAUGCACUUUUUGACAGUUCUGAACUGUCACAUCCAGUUACAGAUAUGCAGAAUACAACAGUCUCAUCGUCGGAUAUCUCUAACCAGCCAACUUCUUCAUUAGGCAACAAACUAACUGCAACAUCAUUCAAAGAUAUAACAAUUGAUUCAAUUGGCAUAGCAAAUAAAGAGAAUAUUAUGAAUACGAAUUCACAUCUACUGAAUUCAUAUAAUCAAAUGUGGGAUUUAUCAACAGAUCAGAAUUUCAUAUCUUGUGCCGCUUCGUCUGCUUCUCCUCCGUUCUACUCGUCUUCCUCCACGUUAUACUCUUCUUCUUAUUCAUCGCCUCCAUCUACAUUCCGAUCGAUUUAUCUUCAUGACAGUCCUAACCAUUUCAAUAAAUCUUCAAAUGUAAUGAAAACAAACCAAUUAUUAAAUAACAAUGAUAAUUCAAUGAAUCUAAAUUAUGUACUACAAAGAACUUUACAAGCUGCUACAAACUUUGAUUGGACCAGCGUCAAUCUUGAUGAAUAUCCAGAGUUAAUAUCUAAAAUCCGUAAUGUUAGUCAAAAUCCUAAUAGUCUUACUAUGGAACAGUUAAUGGAGUUGAAUUUAAUACUUGACCAAGUGUUCAGUCAAAUUCAGCAGAAUAUAUCUGCUGUAGAUACUGUGAUUUCUUCUUCUUCUGUUUCGUGUUCUUCAUCCGUCGCUGCUGCCGCUGCCUCCUCCUUUUCUUGCACAACCAUCCCUUCAUCAUCAUUACCAUCUCAGUUUAUUCCCAAUAAUAAUUCAAUAAGAUUUCAAAUUUAUGAAAAAAACCAUAGAAAAAGGCAACAACAAAGUAUGUGUGUAACAGAAAUUCAAACAGAACCCAUGAGUUGUAGUUAUACUACAGAUGGUAUAGCUAGUACUACGACUGCUACUGCUGCUGCUUCCAACACAAAUCUUCAUUAUCACUUUAAACAUAAGCUGCAGGACAGUGGUGACAAUGCUGACAGUCUGCCGUUACAUAACCCACAGAAUAUACGGUUCACUUCUUCAUUGAAUGGGUCGAACUUUCAUGAGUCGGAUUGUCAUAAUAGUGUUGUCACAUCUGUUGGUUUAGCGUCGACAACUGAUAGUGCAAUUAACAAUGAUAAUGACAAUAAUAAAAACAUUACUCUUUUAUCUGACCUACAGGCUUAUGAACAUGUUUCAGAUGACCUUUUGCAUAAUUACAUUAACUGUAAAGAUUUUAGAGGUAGUGCUACUACUACUACUACUGCUGAUGAUGAUGCCGUCUCCGCAGCCAACGCCAACACCCCCGCUAGUAAUCAGUCAUCUAAUAAAGUAUCCUCAAAUGAUCACCAAAAUCUCAUAUGGACUUCAGUUAAAAUUGAAAACAACGAAAUAAACAUGCCUAAAACAUCUGUCUACUCUGAUAACUAUGCAGCUUACGACGAAUCACAUACUCCAUUUUCAAUUGCGAAUUGUCAUGAUAAUCGACGUCAUCACCAUCAUCAUCAUCAUCACUACGAUCAACAACACACGCUUUUCCAUUUAUCACAUCCUCAAGCAAAACAACAACAAUUGCAUACUAAUAAUGAUGAUAAUAAUAAUAGUAGUAUUGGCAGCAAUAAUACAAAUAAUUCAAAUGAAUUCACAGAUUCAACUAUCAACAAUAAUCCUGUAUCAUUUUAUUUCACGCCUGUGCAAUCAGAUAUCUUAGUCGACUCUUCUUUACAUAUAAGUGAAAAUAAUAAUUUCAUUUAUUCAGAAUUACUAAAUACAAAUAAUAAUAAUAAUAAUAAUAAUAUUAGUAAUAAUUGUAUGAAAUUAUUGUUGAAUACAAACGAGGAGACAACAAUUCCACAGAAUUUCGUUAAUCUAGUCACUGUUCUACCACAGUCAUCCACAAACUUGUCCGAACUUCAAAAUGACUCAUCAUCAAAUCGGUUUUUCCAGUCACAUGACCAAUUCAGUCAACAUAAUCCUCGUUAUCAUAUGUUGUUUAGUGAUAAUGAUGAUAAUGGUACUAGUACUACUUCUACUACUGCUACUAAUAGUACUCAUUCAAAGUUUAAGAUACACAUCAAUAACGAUGUUCACUCAGUCCUAGAGAGUCAUAAUCAUCAACAGCAUAGUGGAAAUUUUGGGCAUAAUAGUAAUGUGACUUCUGCGAUAUUGGAUGCGUUUCAUAUUCCCAGUAAUAAUAACAACUCACUGUUAUACUAUUCAAACAAAAAGAAUCUAUUGAACAUUGAACAAGGGACUUCAGCCAAUGAAAUGCAGCACUUUACGCCUAAUUCUAGGCAACACUGCACAACAGAUUAUAGAUUUCCUAUAACACAGAAUUUUAUGAAUAAUGACUCUAGUCAUUUAUCCUUAUGUACAACUGCCUCUGUCACUGCUACUACUGUCAAUACGCCUAUACUACCCACCUGUACUUCAUCACCUCCAUUCUCCUCUGAAUACACUGGCUCAUCAUUACUUAUGCAUAAUCAGAAUAGAUUGUUAAGCGAUUGAGAUAUUCAGGCUUGUGUCAACAGUCUAUCAUGAUGCCAGUCAGUCACAAAUGGAACAAUCUACUUCAAUCAAUAUCAUGAAUUCAUUUAAUCUUCACAAUACCACUAGAAAUACUAACAACUCAACUAUGAAUGCUGGCAAUGGACCUGAAGAUUUUAAUUGGGAUACAAUUGUUUAGAUGUUAGAUUUUCUGUUAGAUUACGCAUUAGUUGACUUUGACUAUUUUACACUUCUCAAUGUUGUUUUUAUGUAUGCAUAUGCUUAGUCCUUAAGCUGUUCUAUUCUGUUCUGUUAUUUUUUGUUUUUGGUUUAACUAACGGAGAUUAUCUAUCUCCUUCAAAAACUGUAUACACUGAUCAUACACAGGAUUCUUGAAGUAUCUUUGGCCAGUUCUUGUAUUUCGUUUAAUCUACAUAUCAGCGUCGUUUAUUCAUUAGUACUUUCAUUGUCUUCUAAGUCGAAACUCGCAUUUAAAUUAUAGUUUUUAAAAAUCCUCACUAAUAUUAUUUUUAACCUCCUUUUUUCUCCAUUUACUUUGCCUUUCCUGUCUUACUGUCACCAAGGCAUUUAUUAAUUAAUUUGAUGAUUUGAUUUUAAUUUUUCUCUUAUGAAGCUUCCUUGUCUUACAUAAAGAUGGAUAGAUAGUAGUUAUACUAUUAAUUAUUCCUCACGAUGUACCGACACACAGUGAGACAUUCCCACCUGUGUGUGUGUGUGUGGAUAGCUGUUGAGGACAAGAAAUAUCCAGUAUUUGCCUUUACUGACUGGUUGGUUGAGAAAACCCUAAACUUGCAUAUCUUAAUAUCGUUUAAUUUUGGCUCCUAUGUUUUUUGAGAUUAUUUUAUUCAUUUACAGAUUUCAGUAAAGAAUUGAUUUCCCUCCCUUUUUGUGUUUUUUUUGUUUAAUGAAUUUGUUUUCAAUUGUUUUUGCUUUCUGUUAAUUUUACACGCACACAUCGCAUCAUCACCAACCCAUGAACAGUAGCAUAUCAACUACCAAGCUGCCUUGUGUGUUCUCUUUUCGAGUCAUUUGGUGAAUAGCCUUUCUGAGAGGAAAAUAAAUAUGGAUAAUAGCGAUAAUACUAAUACUAAUAAUGAUUAUGACGGUGUUGAACUUUCCGUCUCACCUCUAGCUUCGAACGAGGCUAUCAAUUCAGAAAGUCUGCAGGUUAUUUUAACUAAACAGAAGUAAGCUACUUAUAAGUAGUUUAACCAACCAUAUACAUUUUUCUUGAAACAUUGACACACCCACGUUAUCUACAUAUCACACGAGGAGAACACAAUUCUUUGCUUGAGUGCUCAUUCCAAAUAAAAAUGAUGAGGCAAUAAGAAGAAGAUUUUUGAUCCUGUUACCUUCUUAUAACGUUUGAUUUUGAAUAAUACUACAUAUUUUCAUGGUAAUGUUUUCUUGUUCACUAAAACAUUUUUCAAUUGUUUUUUGAAGAAAAGAAAAAAAUUAUUUUAAUCGUAUCCUACCGCACAUAUCAAAAAGUUUGUCAUUUUUGUUCUGUACUUGGCCUAUUGGCUUCUUUUAAAGAUAAAAUAACUUGUUUUCAAGCGAUGAAGUCCAUUUUUCCCUUAUUGCACAAUAUUUUUAUCAUUGUAACUAAUAGUAGUAACUAAUAUUUACGUUGAUGAUUAACUGUUCCUUUUUCAAGCUGGAUAUGUUUUGUUUUCUUCAGAGCGCAUUUCUAUCUAAAUGAAGCAAUAUGAAUCCGUAGAUUUUUCUUUCUCUCUCUCUCUACACAAAAACAAACAAUAUAUGCUUGUAUAAAGUUUCUUUUUACUGCAAAUGAAAUGGUUUAAAUUGCUAAUUAUGAGAAUAAAUAAUCCCUUUUU
Messenger RNA from Heterobilharzia americana, 6269 nucleotides. The record is from the annotation of a GenBank genome assembly. NCBI's taxonomy places the organism in Eukaryota, Metazoa, Platyhelminthes, Trematoda, Strigeidida, Schistosomatidae.